Molecule: messenger RNA, 7758 nt
Organism: Hyaloscypha bicolor E
Lineage: Eukaryota; Fungi; Ascomycota; Leotiomycetes; Helotiales; Hyaloscyphaceae
Product: SpvB-domain-containing protein
Exons: 7
Coding region: 1-7758 (2585 amino acids)
Cellular component (GO): cytoplasm
Source: RefSeq, a predicted model, not a curated record
AUGAGCCGAGAAUGGAAGAGGAACGACGAACUUCGCAAGCAUAUGCUCCACGGAAAGACACCUCCAAAACAGUGUCAGCAAACUCCUGUUCCAGGAGCGUCUCUUCCUAAAGGUGGCGGAGCUAUUCGAGGGAUGGGAGAAAAAUUCGAGGCAAAUCCUGUGACAGGGACAGCCAGUAUGAGCGUUCCACUCAUGGCAAGCCCCGGCCGCGGCGGUGUUCAACCUACCCUAGCUUUAUCGUAUGACUCGGCGUAUGGAAACAGUCCCUUUGGUUUCGGCUGGUCUCUCGGUAUCGACUCAAUUACCAGAAAAACAAGCAAAGGAUUGCCACGAUACAGAGACGAUCAGGAGUCAGACGUUUUCCUGCUGUCGGGUGUCGAAGAUCUUGUUCCCAUUCUGCGUAGUGAUGGAUCGAGGUACGGGGAUAUGACCACAGUGCCUGGCUAUGCUAUCCAGAGAUACGGCCCACGAGUUGAAGGGUCGUUUCAGAGAAUUGAGAGAUGGUCCAACAUUGCGGAUGAUGCCACAGAUAUUCAUUGGCGUGUCUACAACCAAGAAGACUUGCUCAGCAUUUACGGACGCUCCGAUAACUCGCGGAUCUCCAAUUCAGAGGCACCAGAGCAGAUAUUCAGCUGGCUGCUAAGUGAUCGCCGUGACUGGAAAGGCAACUCCAUUCUCUUCACAUACAAGCCUGAUAAUGGCCAGGGAGUUGAUUUAACCAUGCAGCACGAACAGAGCAGAGGCGGACUCGACGACAGUCGCCGAAAGGUGAACCGGUACGUGAAGUCUAUUAAAUAUGGAAAUCAGACAUCACUUCUUGACAGCCAAGGGCAACGCCUGGUGUUUCCAAGUCAAGAUUUCUUGGACAAUGCGGGUUGGCUCUUCGAGCUGGUGUUUGAUUAUGGGGAGCAUAAUAUACCCACACCGACUCCUGUAGAAGAGGUGAAUUGGCCUCGUCGUGCCGAUUCAUUUUCAAGCUACAAAUCUGGGUUUGAGAUCCGGACUACUCGGCUUUGCCAGAGGGUCUUGAUGUUCCACCACUUCGCAAAUGAAGCAGAGCUGGGGAUCAACACUCUCGUCAGCUCUACGGAUCUUAUUUAUCGAGUCCCACAACCAGGUGGAGAAAACGGUGUUUAUACAUUCCUCGAUGCCAUUGAACACUCAGGCUAUCGAAGAAGUAGCGAUGAAAGUAGCGGCUACAUCAGACGCUCGAUGCCGCGUCUGGAAUUCAAGUACUCCGAACCUGUCAUCGACGACACAUUGCGAUCUAUAGAUCCUGCGACUCUACAAAAUGUUCCUGUCGGGCUAGCGUCUUCAGACGUCCAGUGGAUUGACCUAUACGGAGAAGGCAUUUCUGGAAUGCUAACACGGACUGACCGAGCUUGGUACUACAAGCGCAAUAUCAGUCCAUUAAACGAAAAGCUGCAAGCAAGCGGCUCCUUGAUUCCCGAGCCACUUUUUGACAACCUAGAAGCAGUUCAAAUCAUGCCGAACUUGCCUUCAGGGCAGAAUUUCACUUUUGCAGAUCUCACGGGAGAUGGUUGCUUGUCGAUUAUUACCGAAAAUGGCUCCAUGGGCUAUUAUGAGGAAGACGGUCUCGAAAGUUGGCUACCUUUUCAGCCUUUCGAGCAUCCAAUCAAGAAUUAUUUGGGAGAUCCUAGUGUGAAAUUAGUUGAUCUUACCGGUGAUGGUCUAAUGGACUCGUUUAUGACCAGCCAAGCGAUCUGGUAUCCAUCGCUAGGCACUGCCGGCUUUUAUGCACCAGAAGGAUUCAUGGUACCAUUUGGCGAUGACAACCUUCCCACCCAGGUAUUCCGAAAUGAUAUUCUUGGCACGGUUUACCUUGCAGAUUUUACAGGAGAUGGCUUAACAGAUAUCGUGCGGAUUAGCAAUGGCGAAAUAUACAUUUUGCCGAACAUGGGAUAUGGCAAGUUUGGGGGCAAGAUUUCCAUGGACAACGCCCCUGUAUUCGAUACCCCGGAGUUUUUUGACCCGAAACGUAUUGUUCUGGCAGACAUCGAUGGAUCUGGCACCGCGGACAUCAUCUAUCUGCAUGCCAACGGUGCUCAAGUCUACUUCAACGAAUCGGGGAACAGUUGGAGCAGCGGUCAGCUCUUAACUUCAACCCAAAACUUUUCAAAACUGCUGAAUGUCAAGGCGACCGAUCUUCACGGGAAUGGAACCACAUGCCUGGUAAUUUCCAGUCCUCUGCCGGCCGACCCAUUUCCAAUGCAGUACAUUGAUUUGAUGGAUUCUACCAAGCCACACCUUCUCAUCCAAAUCGACAAUAAUCUAGGAACGUCUACACAAGUCAAAUAUAGUACCUCCACGAAGUUUUAUCUUCAAGACAAAAUGAAUGGCAUGCCAUGGAUAAGUAAGCUGGCUUUCCCCGUUCAUGUUGUCGAGACACUUACUACCUACGACUACAUUAGCGAAAAUAAAUUCACCACCCGCUAUUCCUAUCACCAUGGACACUAUGACGGCGAAGAGCGAGAGUUUCGAGGUUUUGGCAUGGUUGAAAAAUGGGAUGCUGAAGAACUUUCGGUAGUUGUUGCACAGGGGCCAAAUGGAACGGACGCAACAGCGUCAUUCACGGUGCUGCCAACACAUACCAAGUCGUGGUUCCAUCUCGGUAUCUCUAUUAGCGCCGAUAUAGUCUCUUUAAUUUACGAGAAAGAGUAUUUCAAAGAUCCCGCAGCCUGGGCUCUCCCAGAUACAGUCCUUCCGGAUAUUACCGCAGCCGAUGAGCACGACGCUUUCCGGACCUUGAAAGGCCGAAUACUGCAUCAGGAAAUCUUCAUCGACGACGCACCGCUGGGGCCAUCUGCAGAGGCGAUAGCAAAGUCCUUAUUACCCGUAUCUAUCACAGAAACGAAUUUCACGUUGUCACAAGUACAACCCAAGGCAACCAACCGCAGCGCAAUCUUUUUCGCUACUCCACGUGAGACCCUCUCUUACCACUACGAGCGAAACCUUGAUGACCCACGCAUAAAUCACGAGAUGGUGCUCGAGAGCAAUAGUUACGGACAAGCCCUCCGCGAAGUUGCGGUAGCCUACGGACGGCUAACAGCAGAUGCCACGCUGCCAACUCAGAGGGAUAAAGAUGUGCAGGCAAAGAAGUCCCUUAAAUAUUCGGAGAAUCAACCAAAUUCUUACAGACUUCCUGUUAAUAGUCAGCGGCGAGUAUUUGAACUCACGGGGAUGGAUCCUGAAGUUAUAGGACAGAGCUUUACGUACGACCAAUUCUCUAGAAACAAGUUCGAACUUCUAGAACAUGCUACGGAGAUUGGCUACGAGGUCUCACCCGAUCUCACAACGCCCCAGAAGCGACUUUUAAAUAUCUCCCGCAUACUAUUUCGGAGGGAUGAUUUGACUGGCCUGCUACCUCUUGGCCAGAUAGGUGCAUCGUGUAUCCCCGGCCAAAACUACUCGCUCUCCUUCACAACAUCUAUGAUCAACCAAACAUAUCAAAAGAACGGCGUCCCUCUCCUUUCUGACCCUGCUAGCUUACUCACUAGUCUUGCGGGUGAUGGGGGAGGGUAUGUUGCUAGCACAGAUCUCAAGUCUUCGGGCCUAUUUCCAAGCGCCGAUCAGUACGAUGGUUAUUGGGUAUCCAGCGGACUCAGCUUCUAUUCUCUAUCUAGCAAUACUUUGACUGAAUUAUCUGAAGCCCGUGCUCACUUCUACACUAGUCGCAGAUACCAAAAUCCCUUUGGAGCUGAGACUUCUAUUACCUACGACGACUAUGACAUCUUGAUUCUGGAAACGCAGGAUCCGGCAGGAAAUAUUGCGACCAUUGGUGAAAGAGAUUCUACUGGGAAGAAAUUAUCCAAUGGAAAUGACUAUCGAGUCUUGCACCCACGCAUAAUUACGAACGCAAAUGGCAACCGAUCUGCAGUGGCUUACGAUGCCCUGGGAGUCGUCGUUGGAACUGCAGUGAUGGGAAAGCUAGAAGAUGGCUUGAAAUUUGGAGACAAUCUAAGCGGGUUUGGACCCGAUCUUCCUGAGCAGGUUGCGUUAGAUCACCUAGCCAAUCCCACCGUGAACGCAAAAGACGUCUUACAGGGUGCUACAUCUCGAAUUAUCUACGAUUUUUUCGCUUAUGUACGGACUCAGAAUACGAACAACAUACAGCCAGUGGCAGCCUACUCCAUCUCACGAAGCACACAUGAGGCAGACCUAGAGGCAAAUGAACUCCCCGAAAUGCAACACUCGUACGCAUACUCUGAUGGCUUUGGGCGUAUCAUCCAGUCCAAGGUCCAAGUAAAAGCUGGGCCCGUGUCCAAACGUGGUCCCGAUGGCCGAAUUUUGCUGGGGGAUGAUGGCCAACCCAUCUUGACUGACGAAUCGGUGGAUCCACGUUGGAUAUCGAGCAGCUGGGUCAUUAAUAACAACAAAGGCAUGCCUGUCGCCAAAUUCGAGCCAUUUUUCACCGAUCUUCACACAUUCGAGUUCGACACCAAAACUGGCGUAUCGCACAUUGUGUUCUAUGAUCCACUGGGACGCAUUGUAGCAGAUCUGCACCCAAAUAACAGCUAUGCAAAGAAUCUGUUUAGUCCUUGGUCCAGUGAGCAGUGGGACAACGACACUAUCGAGCUUGAUCCUGUGAUUGACCCUGACGUUUCACAGUACACUUCGUCAUACUUUGCGCAAAACCCCAACUUCCAAACAUGGCUCCAGCAGCGAGUAAAUAAACCACUAGGAGACCUGGACAAACAAGCUGCUGAGAAGACUAGGGCUCACGCCCGCACUCCUAAAGCGACCUAUUUAGAUCCUCGGGGGCGUGUUUACCUCAUUGUUAACUGGGAUAGGGUGGUAUGUCCCGAUCAUGAACUGGAUGAAACCGAGUGGAAGCAAUAUACUCGAAUUGAACUCGACAUUGAGGGACAUAAGCUAGCUGUUAGAGAUGCCAACACCGACGGUACUGACCUGCGUGGUCGCAUCAUCGAAACCUCUACUUACGAUAUGCUCGGACGAGAAAUGAAUCGCCAAUCCAUGGAUACUGGAACAAGGAUUUGGCUUUUAAACGCACUUGGCAACCAGCUGAAGCUAUGGGAUGAUAGAGGGCAUGAAGUGAAAACUGUGUACGACAAAGCAUGUCGCCAUCUCUACUCCUCCGUGAUUGGCGAUGUGGACGCCGUUGGUGGUCCCUCGUCAGAAGUCAUCUUUAACUACACAAUUUUCGGCGAGCAUCACCCUCAGGCCACCGAGUUGAACCUGCGAGGCGAAAUUUAUUUGACUGCGGACCAGGCGGGUAUUACGGUGAAAAAGAAGAGAGAUUUCAAGGCAAACCUGCUGGAGAGUGCCAAACAGUUCAAUGUCGAGUACAGGAACACGAUCGAUUGGUCUGGAAUCACCUCUGUUAUUCCAGUGGAUAUGGAUCCACAGGCUGCUUAUGAUGUAACCAAGUUGCAGACAGUGUUAAACUCAAUGCUGCAAAUUGAGACAUUUCAAGACACCGUCGACUACGAUGCAUUGAAUAGAAUGGUGAAAGUAUCCUCGCCGAAUUCCGAUGGCAAACCAAGCACAACAAGAUUUACGUACAAAAUCACAAGUCUUGUCCAAAUCAACGCCAAUAUGCGCAACGAACUCUCUCCCACAGGCGAUCCAGUCUGGACCUCGUUCAUCAGCGAUCUCGAUUAUGACCCCCGUGGACUUAGGAGUUACAUACGCUACGGUAAUGGGGUAACUACGACCUAUAAUUACUCCAACAUCGGCGAAUUGACGCGGCUCCUGUCUACCCGAAUCUCCAGUUCGGGCAACACCGAGGCCUUGCAAGAUCUAAACUACACCUAUGAUGCUAGUCAGCACCACACGAAUAUUUCAGAUAAUGCUCUCCAGACAAUAUACUACAACAACCAAGUGGUAGAGCCAACGAACGACUACACGUAUGAUGCUCUCUACCAAUUAAUCCGUGCAACCGGUAGAGAACAUUUGGGUCAGCCAGGCGGUUCGCCAAUCCCCUACAGCAGCAAUGAUUCAGCAAGGAGCGGGCCGCAGCCAGGCGAUGAGAAAGCCAUGGACAGGUACACUGAGGAUUAUGUGUACGACCACACUGGAAAUACGAAGAAAAUGAAACACAGCGUGAGCGAUCCCACAGCCUUAGGCCAUAUAUGGACAAGGACCUUCGAGUACAACGAACCGAGUCAGUUGGAGCCAGCGAAGUUUGGAAACCGACUCACAUCAGCAACUGUCGGGGCGGCGGCUGAGAAUUUCAGCUAUGAUGCACACGGAAACAUGGUUCGGAUGCCUCAUCUGGGGGGCGCAGCAAACGUACCAAAUGUUACAUGGAACUUCCUGGAUAUGACGAGGAAGUUGGACUUGGGCGGUGGAGGCACAGCAUACUACGUCUAUGAUAUAUCUGGCGUGCGUGUUCGGAAAGUCAUUGAGAGGUCUCCUAGUCUGGUUCAAGAACGGCUAUAUCUUCGACCAAUGGGCUAUAGGGCCUAUAGAAGGGAGUCACUGCACGUCUUGGAUGACCAGAACCGUGCCGCGAUAGUCGAAACUCGUACCAUUGAUGUCGAUGGUAGCGACAAAGCCCCGGAGCAAGUUCAGCGUUACCAGUUAUCGAGUCAUCUGAAGUCGGCGACCGUUGAGGUUGACAAGGACGCCAAGAUCUUGACGUACGAAGAGUACUCACCUUAUGGUAGCACCACUUACGUCGGUACUCUAUCUACUCUCGAUCUUCCCAAGCGCUACCGUUUCACUGGUAAGGAGCGGGAUCACGAAUCCGGGCUGUCGUAUCAUGGCGCUCGUUAUUACGCCCCGUGGCUCGCUCGCUGGACGAGUGGUGACCCAGGAGGGCUUGUAGACGGCGUUAAUUUCUAUAUUGAUCCCGGGGGUAAAGCAAGCGAGAGGCCGAAAUUGGUAAUUCCCGAUGUUAAGCUCACAUACCCAACCAUGGCGGGUCCAAAACCGAUGAAGCCCAACUUGGGUCCAACGCAGCAGCUCCAGCUUAAACCCUUGGAGCCAUCGAAAAAAGCGGAAGCCGACCCUAGGUACCAACUUAUAAUGCCCAGCCUAGGGCCAUCUGGAAUCCAGCUCAAGCCAUUUUUUGUGUACACGUUAAAGGGCGAUAAACCUCAGCCGGAACCCGGGCCGCAACCCGAUCUCAGCUACCAUAUUCAACCCCCGGAGAGAAAUGAUGGCCACAAGCAGGAAAGUACCUUUGGUUUCGACCCUAAUCCACCCCAGAGCUCACAGCCAGCGAAGGCCGCGAAGACAGGAGAGCCCGAAGAGCAAAACAACCCCUUGCACCCCGAAGGGAAGUUAUACGAAAAUAAAGCGUCCAAAGGAGUAUCAGGGGUCUCCGUGGCAGCAAACACUGACCCAGGCGUCGAAGCAAAAGUCUCCAUCCGCGACACAGUCGACAUACAAGCCAAGGCCAGCUACCCCAAACAACAAGGCACGUUCAACCUCACCUUCACGGUGCGACUCGGCGACGAUCUCUCCACGAAUGGCACCAAGCUUGACCGGGAAAGGGGGGAGGCUACCUUGUCACAGGAGGGCAGCAAGUUCCUCAAUAACCCGAAGGACUUCGGGCAGGCGCAGAAGGCCGUGGACGCCGUAAGCAAGCUGAUCGAUGCGCAGCGUGACACGAACCACUCGCCCGUCGAGAUACAGGCGGGGUUCACCUAUGCACGGCAACCGGAUUCAUGGGCGCCAGAUACGAACGUUGAGCGGGGAGUGGCCCAGACCCAUGACUUGUCUGAUUUCCUAGGGUCGGGCGUUUUUGUAGGCGUGGGGUUCUGGUUUUAA